CAUCGCAUCGCAUCGCAUCGCAUCGCAUCGCAUCGCAUCGCAUCGCUGCCGGCUCCAGCAAACAAUCCAGCGCAUCGUGCAUGGCGUCCUAUUACUCGCCAGACUACAUCGAGAGCCGGUACUUUGGUCUGCGCCAGCGAGACAAGCUCGGCGGCGGCGGCGCAGACUGGAGCCGUGCGGAUCCGACCCUCGAAACAGGGGAUGUCGACGAGAAGCUCGGCAAGUCUGCUGUCGGCACCGACCGCUGGUCCAAACUGGUGGCCGAGUCGCUACCGUCGGUGCUGAUGUCUCUUGGUGGCCUGAUGAUGACCGGCGCCCUUCUGAAUGCAGUUCAGACCUGGGAUGCCUUCACGAAUGUCUCCGAGCUUUUUGUUCUACUACCGACGCUGCUGGGCCUGAAAGGAAACCUCGAAAUGAAUCUGGCGUCUCGCCUCGGAACGGCAUCAAGUCUGGGCCAUCUGGACCUUCCUGCAUCUCGCACCAGCCUCGUCGUUGGCAACAUUGCUCUUGUCCAGAUCCAAGCAGCCUGCGUUGCCGGAAUCGCCAGCAUAUGGAGCAUCCUGCUCAGCUUCAUCUCCAACGACUAUCACUUCAACAGCGCAGCCAACUCGGCCCUGAUAUGUGCCUCGGCCAUCCUGACGGCCACAAGCGCCAGUCUGUCUCUGGGCCUCGGAACCUGCGCGGUAGUCAUCGUCUGCAAGCUAGUGAAUCUAGACCCAGAUAACAUUGCGACACCGGUUGCCUCAAGUCUGGGCGAUCUCAUCACACUCAUGACCUUUGGCGGGCUCAGCACUCUGCUUUACCGAUACCACGAAUCGCCGCUCUCCAUUGUUUUGAUAGUGGCAGUCCUCAGCAUGCUGCCGGUGUGGACAUGGAUUACUCUUCACAACGAGCACGUUCGCGAGGUGCUCAAGACUGGCUGGAGCCCGCUCGUGGCGUCCAUGCUGAUAUCGACCUUUGCGGGCAUGGUUCUGGAGCAGUACCUCGAUUCCUAUAUCGGCCUCGCUAUCUUGGUUCCGGUCAUGAACGGCAUCUGUGGAACUUUUUCGUGCAUUUACGCCUCACGACUCUCGACGAGUUUGCACAAGAGCGGAUCGAUGAAGUUGGACCACGCGCCGUUUACUCUGUUCACGGUCAACAUCUUUGUGCAAGCCAUGUUCCUCGGAAUCGUGUGGGCCACCAACCUGGGCAAUACCAACAUCAGCUUGCUCUUUGCAGUCAUGUACAUGACCGUAUCGGUGACAGUGGGCAUGGCUCUUCUCAUCGUGACGCGGGGCCUGAUCUCGGUGCUGUGGUCCAUGCAACUCGACCCAGACAACUAUGCUUUCUCGCUGAUCACCGCGCUCGGGGACGUGCUGGGGACGAUAUUCCUCGUCUUGGGCUUUCAGAUCAUGGUGUGGUCUGGCGAGGUGCAUCGGCUGGCCAAAAAAGAGUGAGAAUAUUGUCCGUGACGGGAGUCGCCGUCAAAGUCUGAACACGAACCAGGUGCUUGCCCAGCAGCAUGCCGUGCAGCUCCAGACCCGAAUCGGUCCAAGCAGCAUGUCCAGGAAGCGCCUGGCACCAUGAGGCCGCUUAUAGCGUUUCCAAAAUGAAAUGGGACACCCCGUUUUGAGCCAUGACAGUGGUUUUUCUGGAACCUGAAUACACCCACCCACUCAUCGCA
Molecule: messenger RNA, 1663 nt
Organism: Polychytrium aggregatum
Lineage: Eukaryota; Fungi; Chytridiomycota; Chytridiomycetes; Polychytriales
Exons: 9
Coding region: 81-1436 (451 amino acids)
Biological process (GO): monoatomic cation transport
Cellular component (GO): plasma membrane
Molecular function (GO): monoatomic cation transmembrane transporter activity
Source: RefSeq, a predicted model, not a curated record